Rubroshorea leprosula is the source of this 715-nucleotide messenger RNA. Lineage: Eukaryota; Viridiplantae; Streptophyta; Magnoliopsida; Malvales; Dipterocarpaceae. The record is from the annotation of a GenBank genome assembly.
GUUGUUAGUUUAAGAAUGUUAUGAUUUAUUAAAAAAGAAGGAACUUAUCUCUUUUGCUGCUUUUGUCUUGAAUCGUCCAAUUCUGCUUAUCAACAAUUGAAUGAGCUAUCUUUAAAGAUUUUGCUUUAAAAAGCUCUGUUUCUAAGAGUUUUGGUCUGAAAUUUGCAUUAACCUCUGUAGCAUCUUGGCUAGCUUUUGUCAGGGUAUUUAUGUACACCCAAACUUACUCGCCACCUUUUGCUUGUCUGUGUAACUUUUACUUAGGUAUUUAAUGUACACCCAAACUUGCUCACAGUUUUUUGCUUGUGUAACUUCUGCUUGGGUAUUUAAUGUACACCCAAACUUGCUCACAGCUUUUUGCUUGUGUAACUUCUGCUUGGGUAUUUAAUGUACACCCAAACUUGCUCACAGCUUUUUGCUUGUGUAACUUUUGCUUGGGUAUUUAAUAUACACCCAAACUUGCUCACAGCUUUUGCUUGCGUAAUUUUUGCUUGGAUAUUUAUGUACAUCCAAACUUGUUCGCAGCUUUUGCUUAGGUAUUUAUGUACACCCAAACUUGCUCAUAGCUUUGGCUUGGAUAUUUAUGUACAUCCAAACUUGCUCGCAGCUUUUUUCUUGUCUGUGUAACUUCUGCUUGGGUAUUUUAUGUACACCCAAACUUGCUCACAGCUUCUUCUUGCUUGCGUAACUUUUGCUUGGAUAUUUAUGUACAUCC